GCCCACCCCUCAGCCCGCCCCCAGACGGGGUGUGGUGACUUCCUCCCAGAGGAACAGAGUCCUGCCCUCUGAGUCGGGAAGUUUGGAGGAUGAGGCCCGUCAGCCCGGAGGUUGCCCUAGGCCUGCCCGGUGCCAUGGCGGCCCACCUGCUUCCCAGCUGCGCCCUCUUCCUGACCUUGCUGGGCACGGCCCCCGGCUCCGGGGACCCCGUGGUGCCCAGCCAGCCCUUCACCACCGUCUGGAACGCCAACACGCAGUGGUGCUUGGAGAGGCACGGCGUGGACGUGGACGUCAGUGUCUUUGACGUGGUGGCCAACCCGGGCCAGACCUUCCUCGGCCCGGACAUGACCAUCUUCUACAGCUCCCAGCUGGGCACCUACCCCUACUACACGGCCGCCGGGGAGCCCGUGUUCGGCGGCCUGCCCCAGAACGCCAGCCUGGACGCUCACCUGGCCCGCGCACACCGCGACGUCCUGGCCGCCAUGCCUGCCUCUGGCUUCUCGGGGCUGGCGGUCAUCGACUGGGAGGCCUGGCGCCCACGCUGGGCCUUCAACUGGGACGCCAAGGACAUCUACCGGCAGCGCUCGCGGGCGCUGGUUCGGGGGCAGCACCCCGACUGGCCGGCUCCUUGGGUGGAGGCAGCAGCCCAGGCCCAGUUCCAGGGGGCCGCCCAGGCCUGGAUGGGGGGCACCCUCCGGCUGGGGCGGGCCCUGCGGCCUCGCGGCCUCUGGGGCUUCUACGGCUUCCCUGACUGCUACAACUACGACUUCCUGAGCCCCAACUACACCGGCGAGUGCCCGCCGGGCGUCCGUGCCCAGAACGACCAGCUGGGGUGGCUGUGGGCCCAGAGCCGCGCCCUCUACCCCAGCAUCUACCUCCCCGCAGCGCUGGAGGGCACAGGGAAGGCACAGGCGUAUGUGCGGCACCGAGUGGGUGAGGCAUUCCGUGUGGCUGGGGGUGCUGGGAACCCCAGUCUGCCGGUGCUGCCCUAUGUCCAGAUCUUCUACGACAUGACCAGCCGCUUCCUGUCCCUGGACGAGCUGGAGCACAGCCUGGGGGAGAGCGCGGCCCAGGGAGCGGCGGGAGCGGUGCUCUGGGUGAGCUGGGAGAACACGAAGACCAAGGUCCGUUCCUGGGGCAAGACCAUGCAGCUGGGCACGGCCCUGGUGCUCGGGGCGGCCCUGUGCCUGGGGUGUGGCCAGCCCCCACCUGGGGCCCCGGGAAUCCCCUUCUCCGUGCUGUGGAACGUGCCGUCGGCACGCUGUAGGGCCCGCUUUGGCGUGCCCCUGCCGCUAGAGGCCCUGGGCAUCACUGCCAACCGUGGGCAGAGUUUCCAUGGGCAGAACAUCACCAUCUUCUACAAGAACCAGCUCGGCCUCUAUCCCUACAUUGGGCCCAGGGGCACAGCUCACAAUGGGGGCAUCCCUCAGGCUGUGCUCCUUGACCGCCACCUGGCACGCGCCGCUUACCAGAUCCACCGCAGCCUGAGACCCGGCUUUGCUGGCCUGGCAGUGCUGGACUGGGAAGAAUGGUGUCCACUCUGGGCUGGGAACUGGGGCCGCCGCCGAGCCUACCAGGCAGCCUCGUGGGCGUGGGCACAGCAGGUACUCCCGCACCGGGACCCCCAGGAGCAGCUCCGCCAGGCCCGGGCUGCCUUUGAACACGCGGCGCGAGCGCUGAUGGAGGGCACCCUGCGGCUGGGCCGGGCACUGCAGCCCCGGGGGCUCUGGGGCUUCUAUCGCUUCCCGGCCUGUGGCAAUGGCUGGCACGGUGUGGCUUCCAAUUACACAGGCCACUGCCACCCGGCCACCCGUGCCCGCAACACCCAACUGCAUUGGCUCUGGACCGCCUCCAGCGCCCUCUUCCCCAGCAUCUACCUCCCGCCCAGGCUGCCGCCCGCUCACCACCAGGCAUUUGUGCGACACCGCCUGGAGGAGGCCUUCCGCGUGGCCCGCUCUGGGCACCCCCACCCCCUGCCGGUCCUGGCUUACACCCGCCUCACACGCCGACGCUCUGGAAGGUUCCUGUCCCAGGACGACCUUGUGCGGACCAUCGGCGUGAGCGCAGCGCUGGGGGCAGCCGGCGUGGUGCUCUGGGGGGACCUGAGCCUCUCCAGCUCUGAGGAGAAGUGCCGGCACCUUCAUGACUACCUGGUGGACACCCUGGGCCCCUUCGUGAUUAACGUGACCAGGGCGGCCACAGCCUGCAGUCACCAGCGGUGCCAUGGCCAUGGGCGCUGUGCCCGGCGAGACCCAGGACGGCGGGAAGCCUUCCUGCACCUGCAGCCAGGGGGCAGCGCUGGAGCCUGGGAGCCCUUUACUUGCCGCUGUUACUGGGGCUGGGCGGGCCCCACCUGCCAGGAGCCCAGGCCUACGCCAGGGCCUAGAGAAACAGCAUAAAGCCCGGGGUUACCUGCUGUGACCCUCUUGUCCCCGCCGCCAUUUCGCAGCCCUUGAGGAUUCUGUCCCACUCUUGUUCUAUUUAGCUUAACAGUCCUCUCUCACACACACCCUCCUUCCCAUGGGAUCCCUGGGGAGUGGAAGGGGAAAGGGGCCAGAACAAAACUCCCACUAUUUUAAAACCAGAGGCCCUCACAUCACCUGAUCCCUGCUACAAAGGAAGCUGACCUAGGGGGAGAGAGAAGGUUCCAGAUGGUUAGGGUGCCAGCCCAGGGCUCUAUUCCUACACAUCACGGGUCCAUGGAGAUGCCGAAGGAAGGGGACAGGCGGGUCUCAUGAUCUUGACUAAGGUCUGUACUGCUAAACAGUUGUCUGUACUUUGCUUUCAUCAUAAAGUCACUUUUUCUUUCGC
Molecule: messenger RNA, 2811 nt
Organism: Eptesicus fuscus (big brown bat)
Lineage: Eukaryota; Metazoa; Chordata; Mammalia; Chiroptera; Vespertilionidae
Product: hyaluronidase 3
Exons: 6
Coding region: 90-2399 (769 amino acids)
Biological process (GO): hyaluronan catabolic process; carbohydrate metabolic process
Cellular component (GO): acrosomal vesicle
Molecular function (GO): hyalurononglucosaminidase activity
Source: RefSeq, a predicted model, not a curated record